This is a messenger RNA of Chenopodium quinoa (quinoa), 1020 nucleotides long. Its product is annotated as glutathione S-transferase T3-like. The transcript is spliced from 2 exons. Bases 1 to 1020 code for a protein of 339 amino acids. The record is from RefSeq and is a predicted model, not a curated record. NCBI's taxonomy places the organism in Eukaryota, Viridiplantae, Streptophyta, Magnoliopsida, Caryophyllales, Amaranthaceae.
AUGGGUUACGGUGAAUAUGGUGCUGCAUCUGGUUAUUUUCCGUCACAACAACCGAAUCCCAAUAUUUGGGAAUCGAGCAAUGUCUUAUCUGAAGAAGAUGAGGCAAAUGAAGAAUGCGAGGAUGAUGGUGAGGGAAAUGAAACUCCUUCUCCCCAUCAAAACUUCACUCAAAUGUUACAGCAACCACUCCAAUCAACUCCGGAAUUUCGUGUUAGUGGUUCAAACAAUAGAGGUUGGUCGCGAUCAGAAACUGCGGCUCUUAUAUCCGGCUACAUGAACACCAGCACCGACAUAAUUACCGGCACAAAUCAAAAGAAGGGUGUAUUUUGGAAGAGAGUCUUGGACGCAUACGAUGCUGCCAGGGAAUCGAAUGCAGAUGAAAUAUCCCUACGAACUAUUAGUAGUUUGAAGGGAAGGUGGAUGCGAAUCUCUGAAGCCGUGUUAAAGUGGUGCGGAAGCUAUGAUAAGGCCCGGAAGCGAAAGGGAAGUGGCUAUAACGAAGAUGAUGUUAUCCAAGAGGCCCACAAAAUCCAUGAGAACUCAUUCGGACGAUUCACCUUCUACGAGGAAUGGAUCCAAUUAAGGAAGUGGACAAAUUCCGGGAGCGGAAGUAGUGGGAAGAGGACACGGGAUGAGGGUGACAAUUCCUCACCUACCACACCAACCAGCGUGGGUGUCGGUGAUGAGAGAGUAGCUCGUGCUGAAGGUAUUAAAAAGGCUAAGUCGAGAUUGAAGGGUAAAGCUCCAUCAAGUCAAGCAUUUAAGGAAUUAGAAACAUUCAACAGCCGAUUGCAGCUACUUGGGGAUUCGAUGAAUGUGUCAAACGAAGCAGAAAUGAAGAGACUUGAAAUACAGGAGCGCAAGGAGGCAAGAAAACAACGGAAAAUUGAGCUAGAGCAAUAUAGGAUCAACUGGGAGCAACUAUCUCGUCUAGAACAGAAAGUAAACCGAGAACAGUGGGAAGACGAAAUGAUAGUAAUACUUCGGAACAAUAUUCAACGUUUCAAUAAUGAUGCUUAG